AUGUACACAGAUGAUGAGAAAGAUCAAAUGCAAGCGAAACAGAAAGUACCAAUUCUUCUUCAUGAUGGUGAUCCUGAUACUGAUGUUGGUGAUAUUAACCAUCAUCUACAAUACCACUGGAUUAAUAAUCACAUAGUUACAACAACACCAACGCCAACAGACUAUUCAUCACCUGUUCCAUUGAAUAUUUCAUCAAUUUAUUCGUCAUCUAGUCCAUUGUCAGCGACAGAUCCAAUAAUACCUAUUCAUCAUCAUGUCAAAUCGAAUCCUUUUAUUAUGUUAGAUAAUCAACAAAAUACACUUGUCAGUAAUACAGAUAGCUUAAAUACACCUUUUCAUCAACAGUAUAUAUGCGAUGAAAUUGAUGAUUAUUCAUCCUUAUACACUUUCAGAUCUUGUUUUUGUGAAUCACAAACUGAACAAUGCUUGAAUAACGAGUAUGACUUUCAAAAUUAUCAAAUCUCAAAUAAUCUCAAUGGAUUUUCUUUCUAUAAAACAUGCAAUUGUACAUCAGAUUACGCGCCAGUUUGUGAAACACACUCAGUGGAUACAGGUGAAAAGAAGUUCAACAAGAAAACAAAAGACUACUUGACAGAAUUAUCAAAUGAAAUGAAAUUCCCUAGUUAUCCUGAAUAUAUGAUACCUGAAGAAAAUAGUCAGAAUUUCAGCGCAUUUCAAAAAGAUGAGACAGAAUCAGCUCAGUUCGAUAUUUCUUACUAUUUAUCGUGUAAUUCUACUACAAAUAAUCCAUAUAAGACAACACCUUAUGAAUGGAUCUCCGAGAGUCAAGUAACACUAUCAGGAAAUGAGAUAUUGUCAAAAACUUACAAACACAAAGAUCACUCUUUAACUGAUCACGAAAUCCAGUUAUCAGAUCCUAAUGAACCUGGUACAGGAUCAGUAUUUCCUUCUUCUAAUUCGUCAUCAUCAACAUCAUUAAUGUCGUUCUCCAACAGACAUAAUGAUAUUCGAGUGUGUAGACAAAAAUUUUCUGAAAAAUCAUUUCAAACAAAGAUAUCCGACAGUAGUUUAUCAGAAAAAUCUUCAUCACUACUGGACAAUCAUUGCAGGAAUACUGAAGGGAACAAUAAUGGAGCAAUAAUGGCAGCUGCAUCUGCCGCCUUAGCUAAUCUACAUCAUAGAGGUUCUCUACAGUUAUGGCAAUUUUUGAUCGCAUUGUUAGAUGAUAAAGAAAGUCAACAUUUAAUAUGCUGGACAGGUAGAACAUUGGAAUUUAAGCUAAAUGAUCCUGAAGAGGUUGCUCGUUUAUGGGGUAUACAAAAGAAUCGUCCAGCUAUGAACUACGACAAGCUAAGUCGAUCAUUACGCUACUAUUAUGAAAAGGGGAUUAUGCAAAAAGUCUCUGGUGAAAGAUACGUCUAUCGAUUUGUUUAUGAACCCGAGUUAUUAUUUUCUUUAGCUUUUCCUGGUGAGGAACAAUCCAGUCAGUCACUACCGACAACAUCAACAAGAACAACAGCAACGACAGCAACGCCAACAACAAUGAAUAAAAUCAAUACAGAAAGUAAAUUACACGAUCAUUUGAACAAUCAAACAGUCAUGAAUACAUCUAAGGCUUGUUAUUACCCUACUCUUUCAGAUUAUUGUAAUAAACCGCCUAAAGAUAACAGCAGUGAUGAUAAACUUAAUUAUGAAGGCAAAUUUCCUGUAAAGCGUAGAUAUACAGAUUUCAUGGAGGGGAACAAGACGAAGUGUAUUAACUCAGCUGCUCAUAACACAACCACUACUACUGGCCAUAUCGAUAAUAGUAAUAAUAAUAAUAAUUAUAAUUAUUAUGUAGAUUCAUCUUACAUACAUGGGUACGACAAUACUGUAUCGAAUAAUUUAGAUAACGCACAGAAAAAUAUAAGUAAUGAGAACGGCAUUAUGCCAUAUGAAAUGUCUAAUAAUCAUAAUAAUAAUAAUAAUGAUAAUAAUAAUCAUUGCGGUGACCAAGAUUUCCUUGUAAUCAGUUCAUCUACGACAACGGAUGGAAACAAUCACAUCCGGGUGGAAAAUGCUGACGAUCCCAAUUGUCAUAGAACAGAACAGCAUCUGUUGGAAACAGAUUUCUUAGCCUACACGAAUGAAUGUUUAAUGCACACCAGUUGGCUUGACAAUUUCCCAGGAGAACAAGAACAUCCAACUACAGAUUUUCAACAAAAUAUUAAUCAUCAAUACUUUACAAAUCAUUUGUAUAAUUUUUCAAGUGAUUCAUACAACGCUGGACAACAGUCUUUGUUACAACCAUCAUCAUCAUCAUCAUCGUCAAUUGUCUGUGGCAGAAAUGAUAUUUGGUUCGAUCAGAAAGAGUUUACCUGCUUACCUGAUGAAACACUAAAAACAGAAGUAUACAGUAGAGAGCAAGAGAGAUUAUCCUCGUCAUCAUCCUCUCCACCGUCCUCCUCAUCGUUUACUUUACUACUAAGUGAUCGUAGUGUGCUAUCUACACCACCACCGAUCACGGUCAAUUUACAAAAUAUAUAUGAAAUGAAUUAUGAAUUAUUAGUGAACAGUGAUAAAUUAUCACAUCGUACAUUUUGA
Trichobilharzia regenti is the source of this 2544-nucleotide messenger RNA. The record is from the annotation of a GenBank genome assembly. Lineage: Eukaryota; Metazoa; Platyhelminthes; Trematoda; Strigeidida; Schistosomatidae.